AUGUUGGCUCCUACCCCGGCUCGUACUCCGCCCUCCUUCACCUUUGAGGACAGUGAUUCUGAGUUUGAUGCUAAGAUGGCAAUGCCUGAUUAUGAGCCCAUGUCUCCUGUCGUCGCCAACCUUGAGAAGAUGGUUUUCAAUCGCAAGACUGUUCCCAGUGAGAGCGGUACCACAGCUGAGACCAGGAGCUCCGUUGAGCGUGGUACUUCCACCAAGCGUAGCAUCUCAAGCAUGGACAGCACUCCCCCCGAGUCGCCCAUCGAGGCUUUCCUCCCCCGACCCGAGACUCCCAGAUACCCUUACAGCAACUGGAACUCUACCUCUACGUUUACCAUGCGUAACGGCCAGGUCUACAGCUUUGGUCAGCUCCAGAUGAUGUCCCUCGAAGUUGCUGAAGCCAGACGCAAUGGAGAAUUCCCUGCUACCAACGAGCCUACUCUCGAUGCCAAUGCCGUUGCCGAGGACUUCAACUCGCUCAUCUAUCUUCGACGCCUUCGCGGUAACCUCCUUGCUCCUGCUCCUCAGUCAUACAUCCACUUCCGCGAACAGGUUGCACUCGGCAUCCAAGUCCGUCAGGCAACUCUCAAACGCGAGAUUGAUCAAGAAGUCGCUCGCCGUGUCGACCACUACCUUCAAGCCGUGGAAGCUGAGCAGCGCUACUACAACGCUAACAACUCCAUGCUUCAGCGUCGGGAAGUCACCAACCCCACUCAGCAAGACUUCAUCGACGUUCAUGAUGACAUGUGCUCUAUGGUCGAACAUACUAUUGAGCAGGGUAUCUCCGAUGCCACUGGACCCCUCCGCAUGAACGUUUCUAACCUCAAGAAACAAAGCGAAGUCUUCCAACAGCAGACUGCCCUUCUGCAACAGCAGAACGACAUCUUCCAGCGCCAGACUCAGCAGCAGAACGGUCUUUUCCAGCUACAUGCCGACCAACAGAAUGACCUCUUCUUGCAGCAGCACAGUAUGUUUCUGGAUCACAAGGCUAGCCUUCGGGAACAAAGCCGUUUCUUCAAGAAACAGACCGACGCCCUUGAGCAGCAAAACAGAGUCAUGAAUGCUUCGGUCACUCACUUGAACGACCUUGUCGAGCCUCAUAUCUACAACACACAGGCAACUGCCCAGAACCUCGCUUCCGCCAACCAGCUUGUUGCCAAUUUGUCGAAGCAAAUCCCCGAGGCCAUUCGCUGCGCUGUUGAGGAGGCAUCCCAGAAUCAAGCUCGCGAGAUUCUUGAACAAGCUCUUCAAAUCCAGCAAAUGGCUGCCACGAAGCCAGAGCAGGAUGCUAACCCCGCCACUGCCCAGGUUGAAAAGGCUCAGGAAAAGAAGGCUGUCGCUGUCGGUUCCGAUGUGGUCGAACGAAUAUCUUCACUUGAUCUGUCCAGACAGCUUACACCGUUGAGCCCCAUGGAAAACGAGCGAACCCCAGAUGGGCCAUUUGUCAUGCAACAUCGGGCAGUGGAGUCGUUCACCGUGGAGCAAGCGUUGAGAGUCUCGGUCUGGAGAUCGAAAGCCGCUCGUGACCCGUCAAAACCCAGUUCUCGCGCAUUGAGCACCCGGGCUCGGGCUUCCGUCCUCUCCUCAGCGGCCACCAAGUACCGAGCUGGUAGCCUCAGCCAGCAGGUCCGAUUUGCUCACAAGGAGCUCAAGUUCGGUGUUGAGGGCCGUGCUGCUCUUCUCGCUGGUGUCGAUACCCUCGCUAAGGCUGUUGCUACCACCCUCGGUCCUAAGGGCCGAAAUGUCCUCAUUGAGUCCAGCUUCGGUUCUCCCAAGAUCACCAAGGAUGGUGUGACCGUUGCCCGCGCUGUCAGCCUCAAGGACAAGUUCGAGAACCUCGGUGCCAAGCUUCUCCAAGAUGUUGCUUCCAAGACCAAUGAGGUCGCCGGUGACGGUACCACCACCGCUACCGUUCUCGCCCGUGCCAUCUUUUCCGAGACCGUCAAGAACGUCGCCGCUGGCUGCAACCCUAUGGACCUCCGCCGCGGUAUCCAGGCCGCUGUUGAGGCCGUCGUCGAGUUCCUCCAGAAGAACAAGCGUGAUAUUACUACCAGCGCUGAGAUCGCUCAGGUCGCUACCAUCUCCGCCAACGGCGAUGUCCACAUCGGUCAGAUGAUUGCCAACGCCAUGGAGAAGGUUGGCAAGGAGGGUGUCAUCACCUGCAAGGAGGGCAAGACCGUUGCCGAUGAGCUUGAGGUCACCGAGGGUAUGCGAUUCGACCGUGGCUUCGUCUCCCCCUACUUCAUCACCGAUACCAAGUCCCAGAAGGUCGAAUUUGAGAACCCUCUCAUCCUCCUCUCUGAGAAGAAGAUCUCUGCUGUUCAGGACAUCAUCCCCGCUCUUGAGGUCUCCACCCAGCAGCGACGACCUCUUGUCAUCAUUGCUGAGGACAUCGAGGGUGAGGCUCUCGCUGUUUGCAUCCUGAACAAACUCCGUGGCCAGCUCCAGGUUGCCGCUGUCAAGGCCCCUGGCUUCGGUGACAACCGCAAGUCAAUCCUCGGCGAUCUUGCUAUCCUUACCGACGGUACUGUCUUCACUGAUGAGCUUGACAUCAAGCUUGACAAGGCCACCCCUGACAUGCUCGGUUCUACCGGUUCUAUCACUAUUACAAAGGAGGACACCAUUGUCCUGAACGGCAGCGGCAGCAAGGACGCCAUUGCUCAGCGAUGCGAGCAGAUCCGUGGUGUCAUCGCUGACCCUACCACCUCUGAGUAUGAGAAGGAGAAGCUCCAGGAGCGUCUUGCUAAGCUCUCUGGCGGUGUUGCCGUCAUCAAGGUUGGUGGCUCCUCUGAGGUUGAGGUCGGUGAGAAGAAGGACCGAUUCGUCGAUGCCCUGAACGCCACCCGUGCUGCCGUUGAGGAGGGUAUCCUGCCCGGUGGUGGUACUGCCCUUAUCAAGGCCUCUGCCCACGCUCUUAACGAGGUUCCUACUUCCAAUUUCGACCAGCAGCUCGGUGUCAGCAUCGUCAAGAACGCCAUCACACGCCCUGCACGAACCAUCAUCGAGAACGCCGGUCUUGAGAGCUCCGUCGUUGUUGGCAAGCUUACUGACGAGCACGCUGGUGACUUCAACAAGGGUUUCGAUAGCUCCAAGGGCGAGUACGUUGACAUGAUCAACGCCGGUAUCCUUGACCCCUUCAAGGUCGUUCGCACUGGUCUCAUCGAUGCUAGUGGUGUUGCCUCUCUUCUGGGUACCACUGAGGUUGCCAUCGUCGAUGCCCCUGAGGAGAAGGGAGCUGGUGGCCCUCCUAUGGGUGGCAUGGGCGGCAUGGGCGGUAUGGGUGGUAUGGGAGGUAUGAUGUAA
This is a messenger RNA of Fusarium redolens, 3300 nucleotides long. RefSeq names its product TCP-1/cpn60 chaperonin family-domain-containing protein. Gene Ontology annotation, molecular function: ATP-dependent protein folding chaperone; ATP binding; protein-folding chaperone binding. NCBI's taxonomy places the organism in Eukaryota, Fungi, Ascomycota, Sordariomycetes, Hypocreales, Nectriaceae. The record is from RefSeq and is a predicted model, not a curated record. The transcript has 5 exons. Gene Ontology annotation, cellular component: mitochondrial matrix; mitochondrial inner membrane. The coding region runs from base 1 to 3300 and encodes 1099 amino acids. Gene Ontology annotation, biological process: protein import into mitochondrial intermembrane space; apoptotic mitochondrial changes; protein refolding.